UGCUUCCCAACAGUGUGGGUGAUGACCGCGGCCUGCCGCGGGCGUCAGGAGUUUCCAAGUGGCGAGGGCGCUGCAGAAGCCGUCAUGGAGGAGGUGAAUGCUCUUGAGGAGGCCUUGCAGCAAACGGUUGCGCGAGCUGAAGGUGCCAAGUUCCAUGACAGCGCGGUGACCACGUACGGUAUCCAGCUGCGUGCCUGGGUGGACAUGCAGGUGGAUGCUCGAUUGGGUCAGCUGCUGCCCAACUUCUUGGAAGGAGAAUUUGAGACCUUCAGAUCUGAGUACGUCGCGGCACAGGAGGUGGCCAGCACCAGGCUGGAGGGCGAGCUGCAGGCAGUCGCUGAUGCUCAGGCCAAGUUGCUUCAAGUGGUGGACAGCAUGUCCAGGGAGUUGGCACGCCUCAAGGAGGAGCGCUCUUCCCGAGAGGCCUGGGACCUUGGGCAGGACUGGGAUGACGGCGCCACGGCGCACGUGGCGCGCUUGGACGAUGGGGCCUUCGUGGGCUCCUCAGGGCGUCAUGUGCGUGAGCUGCUGGAUGCCAUGGGAGAGGGAUCAAGGCGUGCGCAGGGCCUUGGAAAGGCGGUCACUGCAGGCUGGCAGCCGCUGAGCUCCAAUCGGAUCUACGUCUUGUACAACCACCGGCUGGCCCUGGGGAUUCUGAAGGUGGGGCCCAAGCGACUCUUCGUCUCGCGAGGGGAAAAGGAAGGUUUGGUGGAGAUCUCUCCGUUGUGCUGUCUGGAUUUCUACGUGGUCGAGGGCCAUCAGCGCGGUGGCUAUGGGCGGCAGCUCUUUGACUCCAUGCUGCGCAGCGAGGGCGUCGAGCCGCAGAGCUUGGGCUACGACCGGCCCUCGCCCAAGCUGAUUGGCUUUCUGAGGAAACACUUUGGCCUGGUCCAGUACCAGCCGCAAGCCAACCACUUCGUAGUCUUCGACAAGUAUUGGUCCAGUACUUCCAGUCGCAGGCCCCAAGGUUCAACCUGGGGUCAGAGGAUCCAACCGACUCCAAGCCAGCACUGCGCCCAAGUGUGGCCGGUGAAACUGCCGGCACCGGUGCCAUAUCGCCUGGGAGCUGAGGAUUUUCCGAUGAAAACUUCAGCUCCGGCCUCCAUGGCUUCGCUGGCAAGGCGCCCGCAGGCAGCGCCUGGGCGACGCUCCUUCCAACGCGCCGGCAGCGCCAUUGCGUCGAACUCCUCGUUGUCGCUGGUGGCUGCCAUGGCACAAGGGAGGUUGUGA
Messenger RNA from Cladocopium goreaui, 1230 nucleotides. The record is from the annotation of a GenBank genome assembly. Lineage: Eukaryota; Dinophyceae; Suessiales; Symbiodiniaceae.